UUCUUUUCACGGAGCACUGUCAAACGCAAUUUUUAGCUGAGGAACGAACAAAAACAAUCUUCAUUUAUUAUGGACUAAAAAGUGAAAAUUUAACGAGAAAUCGCGGAAAACAGAACAAAUCGUUUGCAAACUUGAUUGCGUACACUUUCGCGGUUUUGGCAAAGCAAGUGAAAGUGGAAAUCAAUACGACAACCGCCGGAAUUAAUAUUCUGCAAAGUGCUCAAUUUGUGCUCAUCAUCCGAAAAUAGUAACAGGAGAAAAAAAAAUCAACAUGUCUGUGCUUUGAUGUGAUUGUGUAGUUAUUUGAAAUCGGGGAAAAAUUAUUUUAUUUCUACUGAUCGACGUAAUUCCGUCCGGAUUGUUUGCCUGAAUCCGUUAACUUGGAUUGCCAGACUCGUCGGCAGUGUGCUUUGGUUCCGAUUUGGAGUUGAGAAGAACUUUCCCAAACAGAAGGGAAAGAAUUCGUCGACAGACGACUCCCCGCCACAAAAAUGAACUCUGCCGGAGGCUUUCGUGGGCCCAGCGGUGCCGGGAGUGGCCGGCAGGAGCCUAGCAAACGUUUCUCGAUCCACGAUGCUUUCGAGGAGGAAACGGACGAGGUCAUCAAAGUGUACGGCUCCACUGUGAUAUCGACGCCCAUGCGGGCCAAGGCCAGAUCUCCGGAUGAUGUGUCCAUUCGGGUGCACCACGAUCAAAGGACGCUAAAGUACACCGAUGAUACCACCUCCAGGGACAGUGACUCGCUAAUACAAGAGUACGGCAACCUGUCGUCCAGCGAUACCUACACCUACUGCUGGCGUCACCCGAAGGUUCGGGAAAACUGGCGGACCGUCCUGGCGGCGGCCACCCUUCUAGUCAUCGGAACCGGCCUCAUAGCGAUGGGAGCGUACGCCAUCGCCGAACCCCACAACGGAUCCCAGGCGGCGGUGUUCUUCGUGGCCGGAUUCAUCUGUUUCGUGCCCGGAGCCUACCACGUGGUGUACAUCUGGCUGGCUGCCCGGGGCUACCGGGGAUUCGAUUUCUACCAUUUGCCUUUGUUCACGUAAGGACGCGCUUUUAACGGAUAGGAAAAAAUGCGCUCGAAAUUACACACAUUAUAGGGACAAGUUUGCUCAUGUUUCCUUCCCUGGGGAGAAGGAUCAGUAGGAGGGCUUGAAACGAGAUACUAGAUAGAACCCGACGGUAGGUAACUCGACGUGACGAGAUGUGAUUAAAUUGUAAGUCGUUUAGGUACCUUUUUAUUUUUCUAAUAAUUUAAUACACCGUAAGAACUACGCUGCUAUAUACACACACUGUCCUUUGUAAAGAAGUCACUUUUAUAACAAAACA
Aedes albopictus (Asian tiger mosquito) is the source of this 1329-nucleotide messenger RNA. RefSeq names its product transmembrane protein 134. The transcript is spliced from 2 exons. Lineage: Eukaryota; Metazoa; Arthropoda; Insecta; Diptera; Culicidae. The coding region runs from base 492 to 1046 and encodes 184 amino acids. The record is from RefSeq and is a predicted model, not a curated record.